Messenger RNA from Terrapene triunguis (Three-toed box turtle), 1627 nucleotides. It is a transcript of the gene LIMS2, whose product is annotated as LIM zinc finger domain containing 2. Gene Ontology annotation, cellular component: cell-cell junction; focal adhesion; cytoplasm. The record is from RefSeq and is a predicted model, not a curated record. Gene Ontology annotation, biological process: positive regulation of substrate adhesion-dependent cell spreading; cell-cell junction organization; positive regulation of integrin-mediated signaling pathway. Bases 18 to 1028 code for a protein of 336 amino acids. Lineage: Eukaryota; Metazoa; Chordata; Testudines; Emydidae. The transcript is spliced from 10 exons.
UUGAUUUUUAUUGUAAUAUGUCUGAUGCCCUCGCAAAUGCAGUGUGUGAGCGCUGCCAGGCUCGCUUUGAUCCCUCGGAGAGGAUCGUGAACAGCAAUGGGGAGCUCUAUCAUGAGAACUGCUUUGUCUGUGCUCAGUGUUUCCGACAGUUCCCAGAUGGACUCUUCUAUGAGUUUGAGGGUCGAAAGUAUUGUGAGCAUGAUUUCCAGAUGCUGUUUGCACCCUGUUGUGGGCAAUGUGGUGAGUUCAUUAUUGGACGUGUGAUCAAGGCAAUGAACAAUAAUUGGCACCCAGAAUGCUUCCGUUGUGAGCUCUGUGAUGUGGCACUUGCCGACCUAGGCUUCGUAAAAAAUGCUGGCAGGCACCUGUGCAGGCCUUGCCAUAAUCGGGAGAAAGCCAAGGGGCUAGGCAAGUAUAUCUGUCAGAAGUGCCACCUGAUAAUUGAUGAGCAGCCUCUGAUGUUCAGGAAUGACUCCUAUCAUCCAGAUCACUUCAACUGCACCCACUGCGGGAAGGAGCUGACUGCUGAGGCCAGGGAGCUGAAAGGGGAACUCUAUUGCCUACCCUGCCAUGACAAGAUGGGUAUCCCAAUCUGUGGAGCCUGUCGCAGGCCUAUCGAAGGACGAGUGGUCAAUGCUCUGGGGAAGCAAUGGCAUGUUGAGCAUUUUGUUUGUGCCAAAUGUGAGAAGCCAUUUCUGGGGCACCGCCACUAUGAGAAAAAAGGACUGGCUUACUGCGAGACUCACUACAACCAGCUCUUCGGAGAUGUCUGUUACAACUGCAGCCACGUGAUCGAGGGGGAUGUGGUAUCAGCUCUCAACAAGGCUUGGUGUGUGAACUGCUUCUCCUGCUCCACCUGCAACAUCAAGCUCACACUGAAGAACAAGUUUGUGGAGUUUGACAUGAAGCCAGUGUGCAAGAAAUGCUAUGAAAAAUUCCCUCUGGAGCUGAAGAAACGUCUGAAAAAGCUGUCUGAGCUGGCCUCCAGGAAAUCACAUCCCAAAGCUGUGGAUUUAAACUCUGCUUAAACAGGUCUGUCAUUCUGCUCACUGCACUCUUAUCCUCACAGACUGCAACUUGCAGCGGCUACUGAUCACAAAGGGAGCUGUUAAGAAUGUCUGAAACAAACCACAGACAAAUAGUACCUCCUCCAGCUUUUGUUACUGCAGCUUUCACCCUGAAUGCUCCUUUACUCAGGCAGUUGCAAAUUAACACUGACAGCAUGGGGAGUUUGGCCUCUGCUGAGGGGGUAGGGCAGAGCAAUGGGUAUGGUAGUUAACUGGCAUUAUUCUGCCAUUGAUCAGAUGUACACCAUUGUUUUUCUGUCCUUCAUCGUUUCUACAUUGAGCUGAAGUUCUCUCUCCUGUCGCCUGAGGAAUUUGGAAAGAACAGUGGUUUAAAUAUCAGAUGGUGAAACAUGCAGAUUGUUCAACACCAGUUAUAAGUAUCAAGGAUUCCUUAAAUGACUUGUAUGCAGAGCUUUUCACCUAUAGGACAAUGUUCUGAAUGUGGCCCAAAAUUACCACCAUCUGAUAACUGUUUGGUAUGUCCAAAAUGAGCUGGUCUUUGUCUAAUUCCCAGUGAACAAAUAUCCACAUCACAAAAACUGCCGCAGCAAUCACCCUUC